GCAAACGGCAGCCAGACCCAGACCGACGUGUGUGAGCUAGCUUGUUGCCGUGUUCGCACGUAGGACUCGAGCCACCGGCUUCCCGCCUCCUUUUCCUUUUCAAAACAAAAAACAAACAAAACUGCUCAGGCUCGCUCGAGCAACACGUACGAUGAUGGUUCCUGUCGGGAGUGAUGACGAAACAGCGGAUGUGGCGAUGGACAGGGAGUCCUCACCGCCGGCAGCGACGACGCGGAGCGGUGGGACGAGCAGAAGCCACAGCGAGGCGGAGCGGAAGCGGCGGCAGCGCAUCAACGCCCACCUCGCCACGCUGCGCACGCUCCUCCCUGCCGCGUCGCGGAUGGACAAGGCGGCGCUGCUCGGGGAGGUAGUGCGGCACGUGCGGGAGCUGCGGGGCGAGGCGGACGCGGCGGCGGCGGGCGCGGCCGUGGCCGUCCCAGGGGAAGGCGACGAGGUCGGCGUCGAGGAGGGCCAGCAGCGCUGCUUCUGCCACCACGGCGGCGGGGAGAGGGAGAGGGCGGCCGCCGCCAGCGCCAGGCGCGUCAGGGCGUGGGUGUGCUGCGCCGACCGCCCGGGGCUCAUGUCCGAGCUGGGCCGCGCCGUGCGCUCCGUCAGCGCCAGGGCCGUGCGCGCCGAGAUAGCCACCGUCGGUGGGCGGACGCGGAGCGUCCUGGAGCUGGACGUCGGCGGGCAGCACAACGGCGACGACGCGGGCACGUCGUCGCGCCCAGCGCUGCAGGCGGCGCUCCGGGCCGUGCUGCUCAGCCGGGAGGACAUGCUCGGCGCCGAGUGCUGCUACAAGAGGCAGCGCUUCUCGGCGCACCUCGCCAGGGUUUAGUAGGACAGUGGGCAGUGGCGCUGUCGAAGCGGGUGACUGAUUGGAGACAGAAGGGAAAGGGAAGGACUCUGGCAUGUGUGCUACGGUGCUACUCAUACCUUUUUACAUGUGAGAAUAUCACGGAAUUUCCAUUGCCGACCCUUCCAUUCCAAACAAACAACAUUGUCACCAAGCAAAUUUGACGAGACCGUAUAUAUCUCAGUUAUAAUGA
Molecule: messenger RNA, 1049 nt
Organism: Zea mays
Lineage: Eukaryota; Viridiplantae; Streptophyta; Magnoliopsida; Poales; Poaceae
Biological process (GO): regulation of DNA-templated transcription
Molecular function (GO): DNA-binding transcription factor activity; protein dimerization activity
Source: RefSeq, marked validated